AUUGGUAAUAAAAAUAAUUGCUUUUUGGUGGUCAGUCAACUCUCCGCUUGUGGCGGUCAAAGUGUCACUGUUGUAACGCGCCUGUGUCCUAGCGGCAGGUCAGCAAGCCUCUCGGUCUAAUACGACCCACAUACGCCCGCGUAAACGGAAGCCCUCGGAACCUUCGAUCGGACGCACAUCACAACUGUAGCAAGUCAACAAAAGUGAAGAAGCUUGAACGUUGAAGUGCCUUGGGCCUUGGCUUGCUUACUAUCACACGAAAACGGACGUUCGUCGGGUGAAGGCCUGAUCUCACACUCAGUGCUCUAUCCGCAGCUGUGACAGCGUCGUCCAGGUCGCCACGGGGUGUAAGCAGGCACACCCUCCAUCCAACUCCGACUCUUACUAGGUGGUUGUGAUAUAAGUGUCCAGCCACCUACGAAGCACCACUUUUGCUUUUCAGCCCCACUGGUCUAUUACGACCCGCGUACGCCUUGGAUACGGACGCCCUCGGAACCCUCAACCGGACGCUCUCCGAAUGGGUGAUUCGCUCUUUCGUCAAGAAGAUUCUAUAGACCAAGAUUACGAUUACCUUAUUAAACUUCUGGCUCUAGGUGACUCAUCAGUUGGCAAGACAUGCCUAUUAAACAGAUAUGCAAACAAUGAAUUCAAUCCUCGUUUUGCGACAACUGUCGGUGUCGAUUUCCAGCAAAAACGUGUCGUCCGUGAAAGCCGGAAUGCCGAGGGCUUGUUGGGGCCGAAACAGCGACUACACCUACAGUUGUGGGACACUGCCGGCCAAGAACGAUAUCGAAGCCUGUGCACCGUUCUGCUGCGUGACGCAAUGGGUUUUUUGCUCGUCUUUGACUUGACAAAUGAACAGAGUUUGUACAAUUGCCGUGAAUGGAUGCAGCUGUUGUGCAAUCAUGCGUAUUGCGAGCGACCUGACGUUGUUCUUGUUGGCAAUAAGGCUGAUCUCACGACCGAACGCCAAGUUCCCUUGUCGACAGCCACCGCUAUGGCUCGCGAAUUGGAUGUUCCCUACGUCGAGACCAGCGCAGCAACCGGAUAUCAAGUGUCCACUGCGGUAGACAAGUUACUCGACGCGGUCCUACUACGAAUUGAGGCGUCUAUCACUCGUCCACGAGUGUUUGGCCCCCAGCCCACUAAAACUGAUCUGAAGAGGACGUCUGAGAAGUCAAAAUGCUCUUGCUAGAUGUCGCCUCGCUUGGUUUCACCAUUCGGCUUUUCUUCGUCUUCGCUUCUCGGUGCUUUGUGGUAUGCAACCUGUGCGUGCUCCUCUAUCUCCGUUAUGUGAAACUAUGCUCCACCAGCGAUAUUUCCUGUUUUCUAUGACCAAAGCCCAAGGGCUUAUUAGGCUGUGAUAUUCCACUUAACUUUUGAUACUAGUGUUCUCUCGCUAUAGGCUGUUUUAUGUUGGACUGGUUCUUGGGAAGAGCGCUUCAUGGAAACUUCUGUCUCUUAUGCACUUGUAUUUUUGAUCUGCCCCCUCCCCCGCAUCCAUUUAUGCUUGACCAAUACUAUUCAACGUGUUUUCCACGUGAUGUAUUUUGACGGAAGAAAUGAAUGCCUAUCUUGCU
Dicrocoelium dendriticum is the source of this 1580-nucleotide messenger RNA. The record is from the annotation of a GenBank genome assembly. Lineage: Eukaryota; Metazoa; Platyhelminthes; Trematoda; Plagiorchiida; Dicrocoeliidae.